Mya arenaria is the source of this 646-nucleotide messenger RNA. RefSeq lists its product as uncharacterized. The record is from RefSeq and is a predicted model, not a curated record. The transcript has 3 exons. The coding region runs from base 107 to 427 and encodes 106 amino acids. Lineage: Eukaryota; Metazoa; Mollusca; Bivalvia; Myida; Myidae.
UUUCGUUUUAUAUUUUGACCGUUUCAUAGAAGCGUUCGUAUUAUUAAUUCAUAACACUCUUAGAAAGAUAAACUGACUACCGCGUUAUACAACGAGUAAUAGCACUAUGGUUUGGAUUGAACUUAAGGAUUUUAAAUGCCCGUCAGCGGAUUGUGACUCGAGAGGAACAUGGCUUUGCAAAGAAGAUGGCACAAGCAUGUACAUAAAUGAGAAGGGAAUAAUGGAAUGUCGCCCUGGAACACAUACAGGAAAGAUUAUAGAGUGGGGAUGGAAAUGCAAGAAGGACUGUCACCAGGGAGAGUAUUUCACGGCUGAUUUUGAAGGGUUUUGCUUCUCGUUGUCAAUGGCAAUACAAUACGCAGGAAAAGGGGGGAGUGAGUGGGCGAUUUCAUUGUUACAGGAACUUGGAAAACAAUACAACAAAUAAAUAAAAGUACUCAGACAUCCAAACACUCGUGUCAUGGUAUUGUUUCGUGAUUUCGUAAUUGAAGUGGAAUUGUAUGUCACGUUAUUAAAGUCUAUUUGGUAUAUUAUUGUUACUGUGUUUGUGUGUACAAUUUGAAUUGAACCGACAUAGAAACAGGAAUCUUGUUCACACAUUUGGUAUGCAGCAAACAUGCGUUUCUGAAUAAAAAUAUCGUUUUUA